UCCCCCGCCGCUCCGCCCGCGGCGCCGAGCCGCGCCCACCCGCCGGGGAACCAGAGUAGCUGCUGCUGGAGUGGAGCCCGAGCCCGCCGCCGGACGCUAUGGGCGACCCCACAGGCUGGCCCAGUCUGUAGAAUGGUAGCACACAGUAAGGUGGCAGCCGACAAUGCAGUUACAGCCGACACCAGAAGAAGACUCGACCCUUCUCCUCCUUCUCCUCCGUCCCACCGGGCUGGCCGGGAACAUCCCAGCCCGCAGCCCAGACCGCAGCACGGCCUGGCCCCUCAGCAUGGUGCGGUGGCCCUGGCGGCGGCGACCCAGGGACAGGGGGACACUCACUUCCGAACCUUCCGCUCCCAAGCGGACUACUUCAGCAUCACCCGAGCCAGCGCCUUGCUGGACGCCUGUGGCUUCUACUGGGGGCCGCUGAGUGUGAACGUGGCCCAUGAGAAACUCAAGGAUGAGCCCGUGGGGACCUUCCUGGUCCGGGACAGCCGGCAGAAAAACUGUUUUUUUGCCAUCAGCGUUAAGAUGGCUUCAGGGCCCACCAGCAUCCGGGUCAACUUCCAGGCCGGUCGGUUCAACCUGGAUGGCAGCCGGGAGACCUUCGACUGCCUCUUUAAGCUGCUGGAACAUUACCUGAACUCUCCCAGAAAAAUGUUGGUCACCCCCCUUCGACAGCUAAGGGUACGGCCCCUGCAGGAGCUGUGUCGAAAGAGCAUCGUGGCCACCUUCGGAAGGGACAACUUGGGCAAGAUCCCCUUAAAUCCUGUCCUUAAGGACUACCUGAAGUCUUUUCCUUUCCAGAUAUGAAAAGAUGGAAGAUUAUGGUGGCAGCAUUAACUAUUUUAUUUUUUUUUUUGUGGGGAGGGGAAGGGGAAUUGAUGUUUUUCUCUGGGGUAGGGGGAAAGGCAGUAAGAGGGAGGUGAUGCUGAUUUUGUGUGGGGUUUGGUGUUGAUGGCAGAAGACACCUAGAAAAGGAAGUCCCCUCCCCAGGAAGGAAUGUCCUCCCGUGGAGCUGUCCCAGCCCUUGCGUGCUUCUUCCCUCCUGCCUCAGAGUCAAUCGAGGCCCAUUUAUUUUUCUAUUAUCCUUAAUGUAUUUGGGAGAGGGACCUGUAUACACUCGUCUCCCUUCCCUCCUCAUGUUUACAAACCAAAUAUCUUUGCACAAACCAGGGGUUUGGGGUCUCUGGCUUAAUUUUUCUGCUAUGCAGAAACUUAUUAUUUUAUAUUUUUUAAAGAAUAAUGUAAUAAACUUUAUUAUAAAAGUUUUUUUAAACUAAAAG
Messenger RNA from Sarcophilus harrisii (Tasmanian devil), 1283 nucleotides. RefSeq names its product suppressor of cytokine signaling 1 (gene SOCS1). Lineage: Eukaryota; Metazoa; Chordata; Mammalia; Dasyuromorphia; Dasyuridae. The record is from RefSeq and is a predicted model, not a curated record. Gene Ontology annotation, cellular component: phosphatidylinositol 3-kinase complex. Gene Ontology annotation, biological process: intracellular signal transduction; phosphatidylinositol phosphate biosynthetic process. Gene Ontology annotation, molecular function: 1-phosphatidylinositol-3-kinase regulator activity. The coding region runs from base 133 to 810 and encodes 225 amino acids. The transcript is spliced from 2 exons.